Molecule: messenger RNA, 2986 nt
Organism: Lactuca virosa
Lineage: Eukaryota; Viridiplantae; Streptophyta; Magnoliopsida; Asterales; Asteraceae
Source: the annotation of a GenBank genome assembly
UUGUGGCAAAGUAAACCGUUUCUUUGCCGGAUCUACAAUCAACUUUUAGGCGCAUAAAGGAAUUAGAGGGGCAACUUCGAGUGUCCAAAGGCAGUUGACAUCUGCCCCAAAACACUAAAAGUAUCAUAUAAUUGUACACUAAUAAAACUCUCCGCAUCAGAUUCAUUUUUGGAUCGAGAGAGAGAGAGAGAAAGCACGCGGCAUGAAUUUACAGAGGCCAGAUCUGAAGAUCUAGCCCUACAUAUCUCAAAUUUAGCAUUCAUCAAUCGCUAGAUUUAAAGUUUUAGUAGUAGGAAGGAAUAACCAUGGAAUUGUUUAAGAAUUUACCGGAGAUGGAUCUGAUGCGCUCGGAGAAGAUGACGUUCGUCCAGUUAAUCAUUCCGGUUGAAUCCGCUCACCGCGCCAUAUCCUAUCUUGGCGAACUCGGUUUACUCCAGUUCCGUGACUUAAAUGAAGAUAAAAGCCCAUUUCAAAGAACAUUUGUUAAUCAGGUAAAAAGAUGUGCUGAGAUGUCAAGAAAGCUUCGCUUCUUUAAAGAUCAGAUACACAAGGCUGGUUUACUAUCUUCUGCUCUUCCUACAAUGCAACCAGAUGUGGACUUGGAGGCAUUGGAGAUACAACUUGCUGAGCAUGAACAUGAACUUAUUGAGAUGAAUGCCAACAGUGAGAAACUACAACAGACAUAUAAUGAGCUGCUGGAGUUCAAAAUGGUGCUGCAGAAGGCAGGAGAUUUCCUUCUCUCAGGUAAAAGUUAUGAAACUGCAGAUGGCAGAGAACUAGAAGAAAAUGUGUAUGUCAGUGACUAUCCAGAUUCAGUCUCAUUACUUGAACAGGCAACACAAUCAGGACCCUCAAACUUAUCUGGUCUUAGAUUUAUAAGUGGCAUUAUCCCAAAAUCCAAGGUAUUAUUAUUCGAGAGAAUGUUGUUUCGUGCAACAAGGGGAAAUUUACUUUUCAAUCAAGCAACUGCAGAUGACCUCAUCAUGGAUCCUGUAACAUCUGAAAUGGUUGAGAAAACUGACAUAACAAAACAGACUCAAAUAACUCAAGAGGUUCUAUCAAGGCUUUCUGAGUUGGAAACCACUUUGGAUGUUGGAAUUCGUCACAGGAAUGCUGCUCUUCACUCCAUUGGGUUUCGUUUAAUAGUAUGGAUGAACAUGGUUAAAAGAGAGAAAGCUGUGUUUGAUACUUUGAAUAUGUUAAACUUUGAUGUUACAAAAAAGUGUCUAGUUGGAGAGGGAUGGUGUCCGAUAUUUGCUAAACCCCAGAUUCAGGAGGCACUGCAACGUGCAACAUUUGAUAGCAACUCACAAGUGGGCAUCAUAUUUCAUGUGAUGGAUGCUGUGGAGUCGCCUCCAACAUAUUUCAGAACUAACAGUUUUACAAAUGCAUAUCAAGAAAUUGUUGAUGCCUAUGGUGUUGCUAAAUACCAAGAAGCAAAUCCAGCAGUUUAUACUGUAAUUACUUUUCCAUUUCUUUUUGCUGUCAUGUUUGGGGAUUGGGGACAUGGAAUAUGCUUAUUGAUAGGUGCAUUAGUUCUCAUAGCACGUGAAGGAAAGCUUAGUACUCAGAAACUUGGGAGCUUCAUGGAGAUGUUAUUUGGUGGACGUUAUGUACUUCUUUUAAUGUCAAUUUUUUCCAUCUACUGUGGUCUAAUUUACAACGAAUUCUUUUCUGUUCCUUAUCAUAUAUUUGGUGCAUCCGCAUAUAGAUGCCGUGACCCCUCAUGCAGUGAUGCAUAUACAGUUGGUUUAAUCAAAUAUCGCGAUGCAUAUCCAUUUGGUGUGGAUCCUAGCUGGCGUGGGAGUCGUUCAGAGUUACCCUUUUUGAACUCUCUCAAAAUGAAAAUGUCUAUUUUGCUUGGAAUUGCUCAGAUGAAUCUUGGAAUCAUGUUGAGUUACUUCAAUUCGAUUUUCUUCAACAACUCAUUGGAUAUAAGGUACCAGUUUAUCCCACAGAUGAUAUUUUUAAACAGCCUUUUUGGGUAUCUUUCACUUCUGAUUAUCAUAAAAUGGUGCACGGGGUCUCAAGCGGAUCUUUAUCAUGUCAUGAUUUAUAUGUUCUUGAGUCCCUUUGAUGAUCUUGGUGAAAAUGAGUUGUUUUGGGGACAAAGGCCUCUUCAGAUCCUAUUGUUGUUUUCAGCUCUUGUUGCUGUUCCGUGGAUGCUUUUCCCCAAACCUUUCAUUUUAAAGAGACUUCAUGCUGAGCGAUUCCAAGGUCGUGCAUACGGGAUUCUUAGGUCGUCCGAGGUAGACACCGAUUCCGAACCCGGUUCUGCAAGACAACGCCACGAAGAGGAAUUCAAUUUUAGUGAAGUUUUUGUACAUCAAAUGAUACAUUCCAUUGAAUUUGUACUCGGUUCUGUUUCCAAUACUGCUUCAUACCUUCGAUUAUGGGCUUUAAGCUUAGCUCACUCAGAAUUAUCCACUGUAUUCUAUGAGAAAGUUCUCCUCCUUGCUUGGGGGUAUGAUAAUUUUUUAAUCCGAAUGGUGGGGCUAGCGGUGUUUGCUUUUGCAACUGCAUUUAUACUGCUAAUGAUGGAGACACUAAGUGCUUUCCUUCAUGCAUUGAGGCUACACUGGGUGGAAUUUCAAAACAAGUUUUAUCAAGGCGAUGGUUAUAAAUUCAAACCUUUCUCAUUUGCUGCUGUAUUAGCUGAUGAUGAAGAUUAGUUCUAGUACUAGUAAAAUGACAGUUUUCUCCUCACAUUUUCUCGGGAACAAGUACACGUUUUCCCCAAAAUCAGAGUCUUUUUUUUUACCCACCCACCCACAGAGGCGUAAAAAGGGUAACAACAACCUUAAAACACAGAAUUUUUGGGUAGUUAGAUAUGUUUUUAUUUUUACUUUUUAUUUUACCCAUGUGCAGCUUUUCAGUUAACAUAGCAUUGUAGAAACCCUGCUUGCACAAAUAUGGUUUAUAUUACAAUGUAGGUGUUGUAAAGAGGGGAUGUUAUAUCAUUAUCAGAUUCGCGUAUUCUGUAGAU